CGGACCUUGCCGCCCACGGCCACUCUUUGUCCUCAAGCGCGCUGUCUGUUCAUCAUGGGGGUAAUGACGGCUGCAGCCAUGGUGGCCUUGGCCAACAAGGGGAAGAAUCCCUCUACUUCUCGUGAUCCGACCACCAAGUUUGGACGCCAGCAGCAGAAUGAUCAGCGACGCCAACGGCGUGUUUCGCGUGACGAUGCAUCCUCAUCCUCCUCUCCCCAAUCCCGUUCCCCUGCCCCCGUUGCCGCGAAGAUAGAGCCUAAAGAUGAGCCCAUGACAGACGCUACAUCUCAGCUCACAUAUCAGGAUUUCCCCUUGUGGUCCACUGCGCCUGACGGACAUUCGUACAAUACUCUGCGUUUCAAAGCGCCUAAUAAUACUCUUGCUAUCGAUAUUAAACAGUUUCCGGCGCCUAUCAAGCUGAAUAGAAAACAUCCGAGAGUCAGACAUGGCGAUGGCAUCGGUGUUGGUCUGAAUGCUUCAGAUAUUAAGUGGAGACCUCUUAAAGGGGCUGAUGGUCGCGACGUCAUUGGAAAGGAUGGGAAAGUUGUUUUGGCUGCAACCAUAGAUGGUAGAGAGAUUACGCAGGCUCAAUACGAGAAGCUAAAAACUGGGACGACGACGAAGAAGGAAGGCGACGGUGACCCUCCGAAGAAGAAGAGUGCGGCGUUUAAGAAGAAAACCCGUCAAGUUUUCACUGCUUCCGAUGCCAUUCGUCAACUCCGCCGUGAGGAGCGAUUCCCAUGGUUGCUGGAACCGAGCGGUGCUGAUAUACCCGACACCUGGGUUGGCAAGAUGACCGACCAGAACGAAGAUGGCAUUUAUGCGUUAUUUGUCGCAGGUCCGGCUGGAGGUUUUUCGUUCGUUCCCGUUAAACGCUGCUAUGACUUUGUGAAAUCCAGCACUCAUGCUGCAACGAUGACAUCUGAAGAAGCGGAGGCAAAGUACCAGAAAUCACUGAAACGCAACAGCCUCGCAGUUCAGUUCACCUCACGCGCAGGUGGUAGCAUGUCUGCUGCCACAUUGGCAACACUGGGUGUGCAGGAUGCACAACACCGACACACUUCUCGAGUGAAGAAGGAAGAGGAUGACGUUGGAGACAGGCUCUUUGACGAUGAUGACAACAGAAAACAAGAUGCGGCAUACGAGGAGAUGGAUUUCGAAGAGGAGCAUGCGGACGAUGAGGAUACGAUGAACCCUGAAGAUGUCGACGAUGAUGAGACCAAAGAAGCGAAGGACAAAAUCAAACGUGAACAUGUGGCUGCAAAUAGGACUAUUGACGGUCACGUUGACGAUGCCUCAGACAAUGAAGCAGGUGGCUUGACGCGUGAAGGUCGGAAAAUGAAGCGGACCCUGGGCCGACUAGAUAAGAACUUUGGAAGCGAUGAUGAUGAUGACGAAGAGAAGAAUCCUUAUGCUUCAUCAGAGGAUGAAGAAGAUGAGGAGGACAUCUUGUUCGGAACUGCGGAGAACUCAAAGCAAGAACAAUCUAACCCAUCUCCUCGUGCAACGCCGAGACCUUCCAAGUCUAGCUCCGGACAGUCUACUCCCGUCAAGUCUGCCCUUAAACCCGGGUCAAUUCACAGUUCACGUGGCGCCAGCCCGGCGGCCACUUCAUCAACCUUAUCUGGUGCGGCCCACGUUGCCAAACGCGCUGUCAGUUCGCCGAAGAAGUCUGCUAGUCGUGCAGGAUCGCCAAUAGGAAACACUUCCCGCGCUGGGAGCCCCCUUGCUGGUGAUUCUCCCAGUCGUGCCGGCAGUCCAGUACGAGAUGCUGGACGAACAAGCACUCCCGCAAAUGCAGCCGCAACUUCAUCACGCGCUACAAGUUCAAUUCAAAGUCAACCUCGCCCUACUCUCAGUCCAAAUCCCCGUCCCACCCCAAGUGCACCACCAUCUAACCCUGUCAAGAAACGAAAAGCACCGGAAGAUGGGGGCCCACCCGCAGCCAAAUCUGACACUAUAUCUACUAAGAAGCCGAAGAAAGAGGCCAGGGCACCCUUCGAUGGUAUGCUCACCGAUGGGCCCGUCAUUGAGUUCCUUCGCCAGCAUCCUUCUGGAGUCGCCUCCAAGGAAAUUGUCAAUCACUUUAAUGAAUGGUUGACAAAGGACGAACGGAACAAGACGGUACUCACUGAGAUCGUCAAGCGGGUCGGUAAAUACGAGAAGAUUGACGGAGCAUAUGUAGUUACCCUCAAAGCCACUUAAUUUUUUUUAAAUUGUUUCGACACUCAUUGACCCAACCACAUGUACAACUUAUUUGUCCCCACAAUCCAUCGUGAUUUUGACUAUCCCCUUAUCUCUGUUACAGUGCUGACAAUGUCGAAUGCUGAGUUAUCGAUAAUGAAUAUUCCCG
This is a messenger RNA of Cantharellus anzutake, 2353 nucleotides long. RefSeq lists its product as uncharacterized. The coding region runs from base 55 to 2205 and encodes 716 amino acids. Gene Ontology annotation, molecular function: RNA polymerase II general transcription initiation factor activity; DNA binding; TFIIF-class transcription factor complex binding. Gene Ontology annotation, biological process: positive regulation of transcription elongation by RNA polymerase II; transcription initiation at RNA polymerase II promoter. NCBI's taxonomy places the organism in Eukaryota, Fungi, Basidiomycota, Agaricomycetes, Cantharellales, Hydnaceae. Gene Ontology annotation, cellular component: transcription factor TFIIF complex; nucleus. The transcript is spliced from 5 exons. The record is from RefSeq and is a predicted model, not a curated record.